CAAAAUAGUGUUUGACCUACUUGUGCUGCCCGAGCAUGCGCUGAUAAAGUCUCCUCUGCAGCCUUUGCUUCAGCGAUUUUGUUGCAUGGCCGACAUUGCCAUUGACCCAAGGACAUCGUGUCGAUACUGCCGGGAUAGCCAGGUGAUCUAUGACUCAUCACAGGGGACCGCGGUUUGCACGGGCUGCGGCACUGUGCUGGAGGACCAUUGCUUCGACGAGGGUAGGGAGUGGCGCAAUUUUGCUCCCGAAGGUGUUGAUUCACAGCCCAAUGGCCGAGAGCGUGCUGACCUUACCAACAGCAUUGACCACAAGACUGGCCAGGGCUGCGGCACAGUGAUUGUUGGUGUCGGCACCAAAGCGCAGCGCAUGCAGGAAAAACUCUUCCGCGUGCAGAGCGCCAGCAAGCCGGAGCUAUCCGCCGGGCAAAAGGAGGAUAGAAACAUUCAGCACCAGACGGAGAAGGCUCGAGAAGUCGCGAUGCGGCUGAAUCUUGGGGAGGAGAUCGUGAACCGCUGCACUGUGCUGUUGCAGGACUUGGCCGCCAAGGGCCUUCUCAAGGAGAGGUACCAGACUGCCUGGUACUGUGCAUUGGUGGAGAUCGCUUGUGAGGAGGAGCCGUACGGCAAAAAGACUGUUCAUGAUUUUGCCCACGCACAUCGUCAGUACAUUACCAACAAGGUGGAGCCUCCACAAUUGAAGCGCAAAGAGGGGAUCAUCACUGCCACUUUCAACCAGGCGUCUAUUGCAAAAGAGCUGAAAGGCGAGGUGGUAAUAGGCAAUGUCAAGGUUGCGCUAGUCCCUGGCGAUCAGGCCUCCCUGCUAGUCCGGUCGUGGGGUCAGAUCGGUGAGGAGGAAUUAGGGGAGUUUUUCCGACAACGGUUGGAGGAUAUGCAGCAAAAAAAGUGUGUGGCACUCAUCACAAAGCACUACGACGCCCUUUGCUCUGCCCUAGACCGCGCUAGAGCGACAUACUUGGAGACCGAGGAUCUCUACAAAAACUACGUGAGAAGCUUGGGUCUUGCUGCAGAGGUGGUGAAACCCGCAAAGCACAUUGCAACUGAAGCUCUCAAGCACAGACUUGUAAGAACGGGCAAGGAUUUGGCGGAGCGAUCGGUUGUGACUGGUGCAAUGGCCAGCGCAAUUUUUGUCGUUGCCUGGCUGUUGGACGUGGAGAAGAAACCAAGGUUGGAGGAUGUAGCCAAAGCUGCGAAGGUGAGCGAAGGCUAUGCCAAGAUGACCUACAGCAGCAUUCGCCGAGAGAUCUCCAGAGUUCUUCCAAAGGACUACCUCAGCCGCUACAUAGACCGAGUUCGGACGUUGCCACAGCCGGACAGCAUCAGUAGGAAACGUCCUGCUGAGUUUCCUGCUGGAAGGUAGACUUGCUCAGAAAAUUAUGUUGAGACUUCCAAUCUAGGAGCGUCUGAGGCGCACACACACAGAAUUUUGAGCCAUGUAGCUAUGUCGAGCCUCGCAAGCUGGCAUCAGCUUCGCAGUGUCGCGAAGCCAAAUUGUGGAUCUUGUGGGGAUGCUUGUUCAGUGCCCUGUGUAUGGCUGGGUGCAGAAACUUGUACAAAUGAGCAUACCUGAAGGGCUGCAACCACUGCAAGAGUCCAAAAGUUAAAGAGUGCACCACAAGUGUACGCCAUGUUCUGCUGGAUUUGCAUAAGGCUCUUGCUGCUUGUGCUUUGGCUUUUGUGCCUUGAUCAAAAGAAUGAACCCGCAG
Molecule: messenger RNA, 1724 nt
Organism: Durusdinium trenchii
Lineage: Eukaryota; Dinophyceae; Suessiales; Symbiodiniaceae
Source: the annotation of a GenBank genome assembly